AUGAUACUGUUUAUGAUAGAUACUACGUCUGGGCACACAUCAGAAAAAAACUGGUAUUAUCUUGCUUCACAACUAAUAAAAUACGAUGCUCUAGAAGUCAUUAAGUGCAUAAUUUCUUCUCCCAUGGAUAUCCAUCUGAAAUUUUUGCAACAUAUCAAAUUAGAAGAAAAUUUUGAUGCUCUUUGUCAAUAUUUUCGCGAAAUAUUCGAUAAAAUCAAAGUUCUAUGCGAUGAUGAAGAAGGAGAUACAUACGGAGCUGCCUUGAUUGACUUCAUUUUGUCAUUUAAUAUUAAUGUACCCGAUUCUAAUGAUCAAAUAGUAACUCGCUUCUACAACCUCGUUAAACCUAAAAUGGGAGGUAAGCUUAAGCAUUCUGCUCUCUGCAAGCAGUUAAUUUGUCUUGCUGCAGGAACUUGCUGCCAUGUCAUUAAUGAGAAAGUUCCAAAGCACUCCAAAGCAAUAAUUGAAGCUCUCGAAAAGUCGCCGAAGUUUUACAAGCAAGCUUUAUGUAUUUUUGCAAAAGGCUUACAAAUCAAACUCGAAUUUGACAACAUUGCAGAUAUAUUACCACUCAUAAAGCCAAAGCCAGACAUCUCUCUAUUUAUCUACGAUAAAAUCAGAAUCGAUAUCAAAAAGAAUUAUCCAAAAUAUACAAACUUACUUUUCCAAAUCGGAAAAAGUCAGUGCCCAGAGCUCAUAGCAUGCGAUGAACAGUUUGAUCCUAUCACCAGGGCGCAGUUUAUUCACAGAUUAGUUGUUGAAAAGAAUUUCACCAGUCUCAAGACAAUUUUAACGCCAAAAACAUACAAUGUCGAAGUAUCUGACGUCGUGUGCGAGUUGAUUAUCAGCGGAUACCCAUCAGAGUCUGUUUUCAAGACUUGCGUUACAAAUCGCGAGAUGAUUUCCCCAACAAUUAACUCUCUCACAACAAACAUCUCCAAAUUUUACCAGAACAUAUAUUCGCUCGAUCUUCUCGGACUUUUUACCUCAUUAUUCCAAUUUUUGUUAACUUAUCCAGAUCCAGCCUAUCAAAGGCAGUGCAUCACUGAGCUUCAGUUCCAGAAGAUAGACGCCAUUGCGUAUCUCUUUCUUUCCGAUGCUUCUCCUGAGAUGAACUCUACAGCUCUUCUUCUGAUGCAGACUUCUCUUGAACUCUUCGCAAUUACGCAUCCAAACUGGGAGAAAAUGAGCUUCCAGUCCCUUCCUUCUUAUGCAUUCGUUGCGAAAAACAUCAGUGGAAUAUUAUCUGCAAAAUUCUUCCUUACUCCAGAAGAAAUGACAGACAGAAGUCCUAAGAAGACCAUAUACGAUGCAUCCAUCUUAUUAACUCCAGAUGUAAACAGAAUUAACUACGUCUGCAAGUUAUGUUCCUCCCAGAUAUCGCAGUCCAUCGAAUUGAGAUCGGCCAUGGAGUCGAUCUUCCUGAAUGACUGCGAGAAAGGCUUUUCUCCAGGCAAAUUCGCCGUGAUUGCAGCGAUUGGCCUGACUGACAUCACAGGAAUGCUCGACGAGGCUCUGAACAACCUCGACAACACAUCCAUCAUAGGACUUGCAUCAGCAAACGAGCGUAUUCGCGACACAGUUCUAGAAAAGAUUGCAAAUAGCAAGAUUUCUCCAGACAACAAGAUAAAAGUCAUUUCAUUCAUGGUACAACGCAUGUUGUCGUCGCCUAAACCUCCAAAAGUCGAGCAUCUCCAGGCCUCGCUCGAUAUCCUGAUGAGCGAGUACCAGACAUUUACAAAAGGCUUCGACAUCCACGGCCAGCACGACAUUCCGUCAUCAUCCCUCAUGUUUGCGUUUGCAGCGGACGAAAUCCUGAAGCAUCUUCCAAAUCCGAAGAGGGACCAGUUCGAGAAGCUCAGCGACUUCAUCAGAAUCACCGGAAUCAACGCUCUCAAGGCUCUCUCCACAAAUAAAUCGGAGCUGAAGCUGCCUCACCACAACCUUCUCACUCUCAGGCUGUAUUUGACGACCCUUCAGCUUCUCCUCCCAUUUAUCACAGAGAUACAAGCAAAAGGAGCGUUCAAACGCGCGAUGAUUCUUGGCGACAUCCAGCCCUGCUACUCCACGCUCGCAGAGUGCGCUCCUUUCUUCCAAGAGGUCGCGAAGAUAAAGCCGACACUGAUCGAGCCAAUGAUAAUGUCCAUCCCUGUUGUUACUUCCAUCCAGAACUGCAUCCUGUUUGUACAACUCGCUCUGACUUACUUCGAUCUGAUGCAGGACAAAGUGUUCGUUCUCUUCCUCGCCUGCAUCGCUGACUCUGUCUCCUACAUAAACUGCAAGUCGAUAAGGGACUCUCUGGAGGGACUUUCCAUUGACCACAUGACGUUUGUCGACAUACCACGCGACAUUCCCCUGACAGACUACAUCUACUCUGUCGUUUCUUACCUCGCAAACGACUUCGUUGAGGCCUCGAUAAAAGUGUUUGGAUCAGGAAUCGUCAACCCAGUCAUGCAGUGCAUAUUCGACGUAGUCAGGCCCUGGGUGAAGGACAUAAGAGUUCUGAUGAAUGACACCUUCGUUAAGAUAUACGGACCGAUAUUCCCUGUCCAAGUCAACCCAGAACUCUGGAAGUUCCCAAUCAGGAGAGAAAUAAUAAGAAACACUUUCCCUAACUACGGAGACUCAAGCUCUGUUCUGUGCAACGCAAUGAGCUACUGCAUGGAUCACGGAAUAAUGGAUGAAACAACGUGGCACGCGUUUCUCAAAGUUAAUCCGGAACUGUGCCUCUCUUUCGUUUUUGCAGCGAUGGCGAGAGGUUUUUAUGAUGAGUCAUUCGACCACGUUUUGACUGUUUCACCUCACUUACUUGAUAAUGAAGCAGUCUACAUCAUUGGCUCUGCAUUGAUGCUUAACUCUACAUCCAUUGACGUGUUCAGGAUCUGCUACCAGCAAGUCAUCUCAUUCUACGACAAACACAAAAUAGAGUACGACUCUUCUCUCUCAAACGGUCUCCACGACCACUUCUCAAUGACUGACUCGCUUUUCUCGCAGAUAAUACACACAUUCCCACCAGAAGUGAGAGAUAAGUCUCUUCUGACUCUCCUCGUUUUCAACGACAGCUCCAAACUGCUCUACAAGUCGAUCAAAGCGAACAAAGAGCAGUUGUCAGAUGAUACAAAGGAACUUUACCACAGAUACACAAUGGCAUGUCUCAGCUCUGGAGAAAAGUUCCCCUGCAACGCUCUCAUUAACUUCUUCAAGAUAUUGCCUGAUUACGUGAAUCCAGUGAUGAUUGUAAAGGAACUCCUCGCAAGUAACGACAAAGACGCGGCGAAGGCAGCAAUAAAUAUCAUCAAAAUAACAAGAAAGACAACAGAUGACAUCGACAGACUCAUUGCACUGGCAAUCGCAAGAGGAAAUAUCCAGAUUGAUGACGCAAAGCCUUUUGUUUACUCGCAAAGUGGCCAGGCACUUAAGUUCUGGUGCACGGAUGACGAAGGAGAGAUUGACACACAGCAGUUGAGAGCAUUCAUAUCCUAUCCAAACGAAAGUACAAUUAGCGUUGUAACAAGAAAAGUUGAGAAAAUUUCUGCAGAGGUUCUAAACGGAGCAGCGCCUUUGAUAUUUGCACCAGAUGUCAUUGAGUUCUCGUCUUUGAUGCCAUUCCUUAUGGCAAUCGACAGAGAGAAGAUUGUUUAUCCUGCAGCUCUUGCAGAAAGGAUCGAUGACCCUGGAAUUCCCCUCGACAAGAAAUCCCUUAUCGGAUACUUUUUCACCAAAAUAUAA
This is a messenger RNA of Trichomonas vaginalis G3, 3729 nucleotides long. RefSeq lists its product as uncharacterized. Lineage: Eukaryota; Parabasalia; Trichomonadida; Trichomonadidae. The transcript has a single exon. The record is from RefSeq and is a predicted model, not a curated record. The coding region runs from base 1 to 3729 and encodes 1242 amino acids.